AAGUAGUCGCCCAGAAACGAUUUUGGUCUCUCGCUUCCCUCACUUAUAUCUUCCUUCGCAAGCAAUUAGUCUCACUCUAGGGUUUCCACAAUCACUGAAGAGCAAUGCUACUUCAACUUCCUCGCCUGACUAGUUCCUUGAGAGGCCCAUUCGACGUCGAUCACGCUUACCUCCAACGCAAAGCCUUCCUCCAGAGCCGCCAACCUCGCAGUGCCGGGAACACGCUCGAAGAGUCCGGCCUUGCGAAAAGGAUCGUCCGCAGAUGGGAUGAAGCUUCGUACGAAGUGCGGCAAGCGUAUAAGCAGUUCGUGGGCGCGGUUGUGGAGUUGAUUGGCGGGGAAGUAUCAUCCGAGGAGUUUCAGGAGGCGGCUUUAGCAAUUUAUGGGGUUUUCGCCAAGACAGUGGAGGAGGACGAGAUCAUUAGAAGGAUUGACGAGAAGAGGUUGGACUUGCAAAACGUACUUGGUCAUGCUGUAUUGGAUGACAGUCUGCGAAAAGUUGCCUCUCUAGCCCAGAGACUUUCACUUUUGCAGUCUAAUGACAGUUUGGAUGUGUUUGUUCCGGAUAGGGAAACAUAUGGUACUCUUGAUGAUUUAGAAUUUGGUGCGAAUCUUGUUUUCCAACCGCCUUCUCGGUUUGUGGUUGAUGUCUCUUUGGAGGAUGGAGAUUUGUUCGAGGAAAGUACUCUGCGUUAUUAUUUCCCUCAACAUGGAUGGUAUGACCACAACAACCCCAUUAAUUAUGAUCCUUCUGCUGACAGUAAACUCUUUGAUUUGCGGUGGUUAAGAGAUGCUUGUGACAAAAUAUUGAAGGGGAGUACCUCACAGCUUCCCCGUGAUGAACUGGCUAUGGCUAUCUGCCGGGUACUUGAUUCAGAAAAGCCUGGUGAUGAGGUAGCUGGUGAUCUUUUGGAUCUUGCUGGGGAUGGUGCAUUUGAAAUAGUUCAAGACCUAAUAUUGCACAGAAAGGAACUUGUUGAUGCUAUCCACCAUGGGCUUCUGAUACUGAAAUCGGACAAACCUGCUACAAACACUCAAUCACGCAUGCCUAGCUACGGAACUCAGGUUACUGUUCAAACAGAGUCUGAACGGCAAAUUGAUAAACUUCGGCGAAAGGAAGAAAAACGGAGUAGGCGUGGGGCAGAUUAUGGAGCUGAGGAUAGUUUGUCUGCCCUGAGCUUUAGUUCUUUGCUCCAAGCAAGUGAAAAUAAAAGCCCGUUUGAUGAUUUGAUUGGGUCUGGUGAAGGGUCACAACUUGCAGCCACUUCUCUUCCCCGAGGAACUAUCAGGAAACACUACAAGGGAUAUGAAGAAGUCAAAAUUCCACCAACUCCAACUGCAUCAAUGAAACCUGGGGAAAAACUGAUUGAGAUAAAGGAGUUAGAUGAGUUUGCUCAAGCUGCGUUCCAUGGCUACAAAUCUCUAAACCGUAUCCAGAGCAGAAUAUUUCAGACUACUUAUUACAGUAAUGAGAAUAUACUAGUUUGUGCUCCAACAGGAGCUGGUAAAACAAAUAUUGCUAUGAUUGCUGUUCUACAUGAGAUUGGACAACAUUUCAAGGAUGGUUACUUGCAUAAAUAUGAAUUUAAGAUAGUUUAUGUUGCUCCCAUGAAGGCAUUAGCAGCAGAGGUUACCUCUACUUUUAGCCAUCGUUUAUCUCCAUUGAACAUGACAGUGAAAGAACUUACUGGAGACAUGCAACUCUCUAAGAGUGAACUUGAAGAAACUCAGAUGAUUGUGACUACGCCUGAGAAAUGGGAUGUCAUUACUCGUAAAAGUAGUGACAUGUCACUCUCAAUGCUUGUAAAGCUGCUAAUUAUUGACGAAGUACAUCUGUUGAAUGAUGAUAGAGGUCCUGUAAUAGAAGCAUUAGUUGCUCGAACACUUCGCCAGGUUGAGUCCACACAGAGCAUGAUACGCAUUGUAGGCCUCUCAGCUACUUUACCAAACUAUAUGGAGGUUGCUCAAUUUCUAAGGGUGAAUCCAGAUGCGGGCCUUUUCUUCUUUGACUCAAGCUACCGUCCCGUGCCUCUUGCUCAGCAGUAUAUUGGGAUUAGUGAGCAUAAUUUUCAAGCUCGCAACAAUCUGUUGAAUGAAAUAUGCUACAAUAAGGUUGUUGAUUCAUUAAGACAAGGGCAUCAGGCUAUGGUUUUUGUACAUUCACGGAAAGACACAGGGAAAACAGCCAAUAAACUGGCUGAACUUGCCCAGAAAAAUGGCGAACUGGAUCUUUUUAUAACUGAUACACAUCCACAGUUUGAGUUGAGGAAGAGGGAAGUGUUGAAGUCCAGAAACAAGGAGCUUGUUCAACUCUUUGAAUAUGGUAUUGGCAUCCAUCAUGCUGGGAUGUUACGCACCGAUAGGGGUUUAACUGAACGUCUUUUCGCUGAUGGACUAUUGAAAGUGCUCGUAUGCACAGCUACUUUGGCAUGGGGAGUAAAUUUACCAGCACACACUGUCGUGAUUAAGGGAACUCAAUUGUAUGAUCCUAAAGCUGGUGGGUGGCGAGACCUGGGAAUGCUUGAUGUUAUGCAGAUCUUUGGACGUGCUGGAAGACCUCAGUUUGACAAAAGUGGCGAGGGCAUUAUAAUCACAACUCAUGACAAAUUAGCUUACUAUCUACGGCUACUGACAAGUCAACUUCCAAUUGAAAGUCAGUUUAUUAGUUCUUUGAGAGAUAAUUUAAAUGCAGAGGUGGUUCUGGGUACGGUGACAAAUGUGAAGGAAGCUUGUGCAUGGCUUGGAUAUACCUAUCUUUUUAUAAGAAUGAAAAAGAAUCCGUUGGCAUAUGGUAUUGGAUGGGAUGAGGUUAUUGCAGAUCCUUCUUUGACUUUAAAGCAAAGGGCACUUGUGGCAGAUGCCGCACGUGCACUUGACAAAGCAAAAAUGAUGCGUUUUGAUGAGAAAAGUGGCAAUUUUUACUGCACUGAGCUUGGCCGGAUUGCAAGCCACUUUUAUAUCCAGUACUCUAGUGUUGAAACAUACAAUGAAAUGUUGAGACGCCAUAUGAAUGACAGCGAGGUAAUUGACAUGGUAGCUCAUUCUUCUGAGUUCGAAAACAUUGUUGUUCGAGAUGAGGAACAGAAUGAGCUCGAAAAGAUGGUCCGGGUGUCAUGUCCUUUGGAAGUUAAGGGUGGGCCUACAAGCAAACAUGGAAAAGUUUCAAUUCUUAUUCAGUUGUACAUUUCUCGGGGCUCUAUAGAUUCAUUCUCAUUGGUAUCUGAUGCUGCAUAUAUAAGUGCAAGCUUGGCUCGUAUCAUGAGGGCCCUGUUUGAAAUCUGUUUGGGCAGAGGGUGGUGUGAAAUGUCUUCAUUCAUGUUGGACUAUUGCAAAGCUGUGGAUCGUCAAAUUUGGCCCCAUCAAAAUCCCCUCAGACAAUUUGACAAAGAUAUUUCAACAGAAAUACUGCGGAAGCUCGAAGAGCGAGGGGUUGACUUGGACCACCUCCGAGAGAUGGAAGAGAGAGAUAUUGGAGCACUGAUUCGUUUUGCGCCUGGAGGAAGGGUGGUUAAGCAAUACCUGGGAUAUUUCCCAUUGAUCCAGUUAUCUGCAACUGUAAGCCCAAUCACCAGGACAGUUUUGAAGGUGGAUUUGCUCAUAACUCCAGAUUUCACAUGGAAGGAUCGUUUUCAUGGGGUUGCACUACAUUGGUGGAUUCUUGUUGAGGAUUCAGAGAAUGAUCAUAUUUAUCACUCAGAGUUUUUUACAUUGACGAAGCGGAAGGCAAAAGCAGAACCACAGAAGCUUUCUUUUACUGUGCCAAUUUUUGAGCCACAUCCUCCUCAAUAUUACAUUCGUGCUGUUUCGGAUUCUUGGCUUCAUGCAGAGGCUCUAUACACCAUAUCUUUCCAGAAUCUAGCACUUCCAGAGGGUCGUACAUCCCACACUGAGCUGCUAGACUUGAAACCUCUCCCUGUUACUGCACUUGGCAACAAAACUUUUGAAGCCUUGUACAACUUUUCACACUUCAAUCCUAUCCAAACACAGACUUUUCAUGUGCUGUAUCACACCGAUGUGAAUGUUCUCCUAGGAGCUCCAACCGGUAGUGGGAAAACUAUAUCUGCAGAGCUUGCAAUGCUCCAUCUUUUCAACACCCAGCCUGAUAUGAAAGUUAUUUAUAUAGCACCCCUGAAGGCUAUUGUGCGAGAAAGAAUAAACGACUGGCGGAAACGUUUAGUAUCUCAACUUGGAAAGGAGAUGGUUGAAAUGACAGGGGAUUAUACCCCAGAUUUGAUGGCUCUCUUGUCAGCUGAUAUCAUAAUUUCUACUCCUGAAAAGUGGGAUGGCAUUAGUCGUAACUGGCAUAGUAGAAGCUAUGUUAAAAAGGUUGGGCUUAUGAUUUUGGAUGAAAUUCACUUGCUUGGAGCUGAUCGUGGACCCAUACUUGAGGUUAUUAUCUCAAGAAUGAGAUACAUAUCAUCGCAGACAGAGCGUGCCAUUCGGUUUGUUGGCCUUUCAACGGCAUUAGCAAAUGCACAUGAUUUAGCUGACUGGCUGGGUGUUGGGGAAAGUGGACUGUUUAACUUCAAGCCUAGUGUGAGGCCGGUACCUCUUGAAGUUCAUAUUCAGGGAUACCCAGGGAAGUUUUACUGCCCAAGGAUGGCGAGCAUGAACAAACCCACGUAUGCUGCCAUAUGUACCCAUUCACCUACAAAGCCAGUUCUAAUAUUUGUUUCUUCUCGGCGCCAGACAAGGCUUACUGCACUGGACCUAAUUCAGUUUGCAGCCUCGGAUGAGCAUCCAAGACAAUUUAUUAGUAUGCCAGAAGAAGCAUUACAGAUGAUUCUUUCUCAAGUCACUGAUCAAAAUCUCAAGCACACUUUACAAUUUGGGAUUGGAUUGCACCAUGCUGGACUCAAUGACAGGGACAGAUCUCUGGUUGAGGAACUUUUUGCGAACAACAAGAUUCAAGUAUUGGUUUGUACAAGUACAUUGGCAUGGGGUGUAAACCUUCCGGCUCAUUUGGUUAUUAUCAAGGGAACAGAGUACUAUGAUGCGAAAACAAAGCGGUAUGUUGAUUUUCCAAUCACGGAUAUCUUGCAAAUGAUGGGUCGUGCAGGCAGACCACAAUAUGAUCAACAUGGGAAAGCUGUCAUUCUUGUCCAUGAACCAAAAAAGAGCUUCUAUAAAAAGUUUCUGUAUGAACCUUUUCCAGUUGAGAGUAGUCUAAGGGAGCACUUGCAUGAUCACAUAAAUGCUGAGAUAGUUUCGGGUACAAUUUGCCAUAAAGAGGAUGCAGUACAUUAUCUCACCUGGACUUAUUUAUUCCGAAGACUGAUGGUAAAUCCAGCUUACUAUGGCUUAGAAGGUACUGAAUCUGGGACUCUGAGUUCUUACUUAUCAAGCUUGGUGCAAAACACGUUUGAGGAUCUAGAGGACAGUGUAUGUGUAAGGCUGAAUGAAGACAGUGUGGAGCCUAUUAUGUUGGGCUCAAUUGCCUCUCAAUAUUACCUCAGCUACAAGACCGUGUCAAUGUUUGGUGCAAAUAUAGGCACAGAUACAUCACUUGAAGUUUUCCUUCACAUACUGUCUGGUGCAUCUGAAUAUGAUGAGCUUCCUGUGCGGCAUAAUGAGGAGAAUUACAAUGAGGCAUUAUCUCAUAAAGUUCCAUAUAUGGUGGAUAAGAAUCGUCUAGAUGAUCCACAUGUUAAAGCAAAUCUACUUUUCCAGGCACACUUUUCGCAGCUAGAAUUACCAAUCACUGACUACAUCACGGACUUAAAAUCUGUGUUGGAUCAAAGCAUACGUAUCAUACAGGCCAUGAUAGAUAUAUGUGCUAACAGUGGAUGGCUUUCCAGCACAAUCACUUGUAUGCAUCUUCUUCAAAUGAUCAUGCAGGGUCUAUGGUUUGGCGAGGAUUCCUCUCUAUGGAUGUUGCCAUGCAUGAAUGAUGAUCUUGUGAGUUUGCUAAGAAGAAAGGGAGUUUCCAGUGUCCAACAACUACUGGAUCUUUCCAAGUCAACGUUGCAUGCUCUCAUUGGAAAUUCAACUGCUUCAAGAUUAUAUCAGGACCUGGAGCAUUUUCCCCGUGUCCAAGUUAGAUUGAAACUUCAGAAAAGGAAUCCUGAUGCUGGGAGAGCUUCCAAUCUGAAUGUUCGACUGGAAAAAAUAAAUUCCCGCCGCAAAACAUCAAGAGCUUUUGCCCCUCGAUUCCCAAAGUUCAAAAAUGAAGCAUGGUGGUUAGUUCUUGGCAAUACCUCGACAUCUGAACUCUAUGCUCUAAAGAGAAUUUCUUUUUCUGAUAGAUUGGCCACCCACAUGGAGUUGCCAUCAACACCAACUGCUAUUCAGGGGCUGAAGCUGAUUCUAGUGUCAGAUUGUUACCUUGGAUUUGAUCGAGUUUACUCCAUCGAGGAACUUGCAGAACCUUAAUUAACUAGAAGCUGCAAUUUGGGUAAGAUUUGAACAUGCCAUAGGCCAAAAGUGACACACUUAAUUACAUCAGAUCAUCCGUGUUCAGAUCCAGAUUAGUGAACAUUACCAUAAGAUUGUUCAUUUUUGUAUCAGCAAUUGACUUCAUAAGUAGAUGUAGGAUUAGCCUUUUCAGAUGCUGAUUAAUCUGUCAUUCCUAUAGACCGCAUCUUUGAAAUGGGUUCAUUAAGUAAUUGGAUUUUUGUA
This is a messenger RNA of Diospyros lotus (date-plum), 6617 nucleotides long. RefSeq names its product DExH-box ATP-dependent RNA helicase DExH14. The transcript has 49 exons. The record is from RefSeq and is a predicted model, not a curated record. NCBI's taxonomy places the organism in Eukaryota, Viridiplantae, Streptophyta, Magnoliopsida, Ericales, Ebenaceae. Gene Ontology annotation, molecular function: nucleic acid binding; ATP binding; ATP hydrolysis activity. The coding region runs from base 105 to 6371 and encodes 2088 amino acids.